AUGGUGUCUACUUGGCCUGACAUCUCCCAUCUCGCGAUAACUAAACCGGAGCUGAUCGGUGUCUUACGACAAAUGGGUCCUCAAGUUAAGUGGCCUCCUAAGAUGAAGACCGCCGGGGCUAAUCGAAAUCCCAAGCGAUGGUGCGAGUUCCAUAGUGAUCAUGGCCAUACUACGGAGGAUUGCAUAGCCCUAAAGAUGGAAGUCGCCGAGCUCCUCAAGAAAGGCUACCUACGGGAGUUCUUCUCGGAUAAAGCCAAGAACCUUCUAAAUAAAGAAGGUCCCAGUCUCCCUAUCGAGGCAGCUCCUGCAUUGCCACCACAGCAAGACCGGGUGAUCCACGUCAUCACAGGUGGAUCAGAGGUGAGCGGAAUUAGCAGUGCCGCAGCCAAGAAAAGUACUCGCAAUGCCAGGAACGGCCGAGAGGCCGAAGGUCCCAAGCGCUUGCUCCUUGGAACAGAUGAGAUCAGUUUCACUGCAAGGGAGCAGGAGAAGGUCCUCGCCCCUCACCAUGACGCUCUCGUCAUCUCACUUACCAUAGCGAACUGCUUGGUCAAGCGGAUACUAGUAGAUAAUGGGAGCUCCAGAACAUAA
Messenger RNA from Raphanus sativus (radish), 591 nucleotides. RefSeq lists its product as uncharacterized. Lineage: Eukaryota; Viridiplantae; Streptophyta; Magnoliopsida; Brassicales; Brassicaceae. The transcript has a single exon. The record is from RefSeq and is a predicted model, not a curated record. The coding region runs from base 1 to 591 and encodes 196 amino acids.